AACAGCCUUACGUCAUACUUACGCGCCUGGGUCCUACUCUGACCACGUGGUUCACGCAAAGUCAAGCGAGCACCCCGGAGAGCCGGACUGGGGAUGACGGACAGACAGAGCUUGAGCUGCAGGCCCCGCAUCGAUCAGACUGUCUGAAGACUCUUCCUGAAAAUGAACAGUGUGGGCGAAGGCUGCACGGAGCUGAAGCGGGAAUACGACCAGUGCUUCAACCGCUGGUUCGCUGAGAAGUUCCUGAAGGGAGAUCGGAGCGGCGAUCCCUGCACGGAGAUGUUCAAGAAGUACCAGUCCUGUGUUCAGAAAGCCAUCAAAGAAAAGGACAUUCCCAUUGAUGGUGUGGAGUUCAUGGGGCCAAAUAAAGAGAAGCCUGGCAGUUGAUGGGAUCUGAAAGGAGCUGAAGGGAGCAGUCAUUGUCUCUGAUAUUCUCUACUGCCUGAUUGUCAGGGAUAUUCUCCUGACUUGGACUGGUGACGCUGGCAUCAUCAGGAAGAGCUAGAUAUGAAGACUUGUUUUGAGUACGGGGAAAAACUGAGUGGUUGGGUAACGUGUCAUAGAAACUUGUUACUAAUUUGAUAUUUUAAGCAUGAUCAGUAAAAACACUAUCAAGGUGUUCAUGGUUUGCUCAAUUAGUAACGGUCAUUGCUUUUGGACAUGUAGGCAAUGUGUACCUGAUGGAUGUUGUGAAUUCUUGUAAUGAAUGUUUGAAUAAUUGAAUAACUGGAAUAAUGUGAAGAUAUUAACCCGC
Pygocentrus nattereri (red-bellied piranha) is the source of this 754-nucleotide messenger RNA. RefSeq names its product TP53 regulated inhibitor of apoptosis 1 (gene triap1). The record is from RefSeq and is a predicted model, not a curated record. NCBI's taxonomy places the organism in Eukaryota, Metazoa, Chordata, Actinopteri, Characiformes, Serrasalmidae. Bases 163 to 387 code for a protein of 74 amino acids. The transcript has 2 exons.